GUCCUGUUUUGUGAAGACCCUCCAACGGCUUUUCCAAUGGAAUUUAAAUUAAGAAUCAUAAAUGCUAAUGAAUAGAACAGAAAUUGAUCUUUCGUUUUUGGAAAUCAAUGGCGGGUAUUUUUGUUCUUCAAUUGAUCUUUCGUUUCGUCUCUAAUGAUUUAGAGAAAUAAUUUGAGUUCCCUUUUGAAUUUUGACUUAUGUAUCGCUAUGGGCGAGGCGUUCGCUUUCUUAGUUCAGCUUCAACAGCUAAAAGGAUCAACUGGGAUCCAGCUGUUGACCUUAAACUCGAUCACCCAUCUCUUAUUUUGCUUGAAAAAUGCAAUUCAAGAACCCAAUUCAAGCAGAUUUUAGGGCAUAUGAUGAGAAACAAUUUGGUGGGUCAAACAUUUCCUAUGAGUAGGCUUCUCUUUUUCUCUGCUGUUUCACAUCCUGAGAAUCUGGAAUUGGCUAUUCUGUUGUUUAAUCACUUUACUCCUUAUCCAAAUCUUUAUAUAUUCAAUACAAUGAUCUUAGGGUUUUCAUUUUCAAAUGAGAAGGCCUUUUCCAUUUAUAGUUCUAUGCUCCAAAAUGGUACUUACCCAGGUAGGCAAACAUUUCUUUACCUUCUUCAGACUACAAAAUCUGUUGCUGAAGUGAAACAGGUUCAUUGUCAUGCUUUGGUUUUUGGUUUGCUAUCAAAGGAAGAAUACUUGCAAAACUCACUGAUCAAGAGGUAUAUAGACAAUGGAUGUUUUGAAUGUGCUCGCCAGUUGUUCGACAAAAUGUCGGAACCCAACGUUGUUGCUUACAAUACUAUGAUUGUUGGAUUAGCUAACGUGGGAAACAUUUUGGGAGUUUUGAAGUUAUUCCAUGAUAUGAGGUCUCAUGGUCUUGAGCCUGAUGAUUUCACCAUGGUAGGCCUUCUCUUGUUGUGUGGGCAGUUGGGUGAGACAAAGUUGGGAAAAUCUGUUCAUGCACAGAUUGAGAAGUCCAUUGGUUCUUCGAAUUUGAUAUUGUAUAAUGCCCUUUUGGAUAUGUAUGUGAAGUGCAAUGAAUUGAAGCUUGCUCGAAAAGUUUUUGAUGGGCCAAUGGAGAAGGACACGGUGUCUUGGAAUACAAUAAUUGCAGGAUAUGCCAAGGUAGGUGAAUUGGAACUUGCUUGUGACCUUUUUAAUCAGAUUCCUACAAGAGAUAUUGUCUCCUGGAACUCUUUGAUUUCUGGCUAUGCACAGAAUGGUGAUUAUGUGACAGUCAAAUGUUUGUUUACCCGUAUGUUUGCCGAGAAUGUUAAACCCGACAUGGUAACAAUCAUUAACUUGAUCUCUGCAGUAGCAGAAAUGGGAGCUUUAGAUCAGGGGAGAUGGAUCCAUGGAUUGGCAGUGAAAAUGCUGACAAAAAUAGAGGCAUUUUCAGGCUCGGCAUUGAUUGACAUGUACUGCAAGUGCGGAAGCAUUGAAAGAGCUUUCGUUAUUUUCAAUCAGAUUCCUGAGAAAGAUGUCACAACAUGGACAACAAUGAUCACUGGGUUUGCCUUUCAUGGAUGUGGAAACAAAGCUCUAGAACUAUUCUCAGUUAUGCAGACCGAAACAAAGCCUAACGAUGUGACUCUUGUUUCAGUUCUUGCAGCAUGUAGCCACAGUGGCUUAGUUGAUGAAGGACUCAAAAUAUUUAGCAGCAUGAAGAAAAGAUACACUAUCGAACCAGGAGUCGAACAUUAUGGAUGUUUGGUCGAUCUGUUGUGUCGGUCAGGUAGGUUGUUGGAUGCCAUUGGUGUGAUAGAAAAGAUGCCUAUGGAACCCAGUCGGUCUAUUUGGGGUGCAGUAUUGAGUGCAUGUAGGAUGCACAGAAAUAUGGAACUAGCAGAGAGAGCUUUGAUGGAGCUGCUCAAGUUAGAGCCCGAAAAAGAGGGCGGAUACAUUUUGUUAUCUAACGUGUAUGCGACAUGUGGGAGGUGGAGCUAUUCGGACAGUAUCAGAGAAGUGAUGAACAGCAGGGGAGUGAAAAAGAUUGCAGGCUGUAGUAGUGUGGCGGUGGAUGGUAUGGUUCAUGAUUUCACAGCUUCAAAUAAACAGCAUCCAAGAUGGAUGGACAUUUGCUCUAUUUUAAGCUUUUUAACAAGUGAAAUGAGGUUGGAAGCUAAUAUUCCAUCAAAAGCACACUUGGCUACAACUUGAGGUAUGUCAAAAGGUUUCAAUAGCUUGUUUUGAAUAUCGAUCUCGGCUUGAACCCAUUCCUUGAGGCAGUGAAGUAGUUGUAGUUGCUAUAAGAACUAUGACUCUUUACUAUUACAGCACCCCAUGCCUUCAUCUUUACUUUCCAUGCACAACCAACCUCGAAGUCAAUUUUUGAAAGAAAGUUCAUUCAUGGUUAGUGCUCCAUAAACCCACACUUUUUAAAGGUUUUUUGCACCUGGCGUCACAAUCGUACUUUACACCGUAGAAAGAUCAUGAGUCGCUACACAAUCUUUUAUGGUUAAUCCACAAGGAAGGUUAUAACUUAUAAGGAUGAUUAUUGUUGCAAGAAGUGAGGGUAGCCUUCUCAAUCUUUAAAGUUCCAAGCAUAAAAUGUGUUUCUCAUCCAUAUUAGUUCAGUGAAAAGAAACUUUGCACUUGGAUCAAGUGUGAAUCUAACUCGUUGAAUUUAAAUAGAAAUAUGGGUGUAUAUUCUCAACUGUUGGAAUACAUGUUUGAUUGAAACUGAGAGAUCAAAUGUCAUUGCUUCCUUUGAAUCAGAUAUGAACUUAGAGAUUUAUUUACCAA
Molecule: messenger RNA, 2738 nt
Organism: Cucumis melo (muskmelon)
Lineage: Eukaryota; Viridiplantae; Streptophyta; Magnoliopsida; Cucurbitales; Cucurbitaceae
Product: pentatricopeptide repeat-containing protein At3g04750, mitochondrial
Exons: 1
Coding region: 198-2153 (651 amino acids)
Biological process (GO): RNA modification
Molecular function (GO): RNA binding; protein binding
Source: RefSeq, a predicted model, not a curated record